AUGAAAUCGGAAGAUCUUUUCGAUCCAUGGGAUUUAUAUCGUCUUAAUGAUUUCGCCAAAGUUCUUCGUACUCUUUCAAAAUUAAAUUUCAAAUUUUUUACUUCUAAAUGCCUUUCAGCUUUAUUUUUCAGGGGUUUUCCGUCUCGAUCAUUAUCGACAUCAUCGAUUGAUUAUUGUAACGACGAAGCUAUUUACCGAAAUUUGCGAGAUGACGCUGAAGAUAAUGAGCCUGUUGUUGAAAAUUGUUACGAUAUAGGUACAGCAGAAGAAGAAAAAGCUCAUGGUCGAAUCUAUGAUACAAUUGUUUGCCAGCGUUCUAGUGGACAACGAGGAAUUAAGGCUUCUGAGAGCGAUAAAUGGACGAAUUUCAAACCGGAAACACGUCGUGAGCAUUGUAUCAAAGAACUUUAUGAUACAGAGUCGAAUUAUGUAGAAAAAGCUUUGGAUAUGAUAAUUAACAAAUUUUAUACUCCACUGGAAAAAGUUUUAUCUCCUAGUGAUCACAAGAUUAUUUUUUUGAAUAUCGUGGAAUUGGCCUGUAUACAUCGAUCGUUUCGUGAUCAUCUUCGACAGGCAGUGUUUUAUACAAUUGGUUUGGAAACUCCAUCAGCAAAUGAGAAGACAAUCACUAUUGGUGAUGUUUUUUUAGCGUGGAAAGAAAAGUUCGUUGCCUAUGGCCAAUAUUGUUCUAGACUUUCAGAUUCUCGCUCAAAAAUUUGUCAGCUUGAGAAAUCUGAUCCUUUUGUUCGUCAGAAAAUUGUUGAUUGUGGACUCGAAGCUAAUCGAAAUCAAUUUCAUUUGCAUGAUCUUUUGAGUAUUCCUAUGCAAAGGGUGCUGAAAUAUCAUGUUUUAUUAUCAGAAAUGAUUAAGUUAACAUCUGUUGAGUCGCCCGAUCGUUUAUCAUUAGAAGAAGCAAAGGAAGCUAUGCAAGAUAUAAAUGUUUAUGUUAACGAAAUGAAGCGUGAUUAUGAAAUGCAGCAGCUCGUUUAUUCGAUUGAAAAAAGUAUUCCGGAUCUCGAAAUGCCCGAUGGAAUUCAUUUAAUUGAUUAUGGUCGACUGGUGAAAGAUGGUGAAAUAAAAAUUGCCGACUUUAAUAAGGAUGGUAAUAAGUUGAAGAACCGAUAUGUUUUUGUUUUCGAUAAAGUAAUGCUGAUUUGCAAAAGCUUACGAGGCAAUCAAUAUUCGUAUAAAAGUGCUCAUAUUUUGCGGGAUUAUCGAAUUGAUGUGGAUCUCGAUAGUAAUAAAUUUGGAACAAUAACGAGAAAGUUGACAGUAAAUGGUGGUCAUUAUUUUUCUCUUAUACAAGAAGGUGGUGAAAAUACGACGAAUGUACUGAAUAUAUGUUGUAAAACAUUAUUGCAACGUGACACAUGGGUGCAGAAUUUUGAACUGGCACAGGACAAUGAUAAGCCAAAAGAUAUGGAAAAUUCGGGACAUAUUUUAUUAUACCAAUCGUAUGACAAAGCAACCAUCUGUUCUCAUUGUCAGAAACUUUUGGCUGGAUUAUUUUUUCAAGGAUAUCGUUGUACAGGUAAAAAUUUAAAUUGCCAUAAGAAAUAA
This is a messenger RNA of Dracunculus medinensis (Guinea worm), 1560 nucleotides long. The record is from the annotation of a GenBank genome assembly. Lineage: Eukaryota; Metazoa; Nematoda; Chromadorea; Rhabditida; Dracunculidae.